Pantherophis guttatus is the source of this 3236-nucleotide messenger RNA. RefSeq names its product coiled-coil domain containing 142 (gene CCDC142). The record is from RefSeq and is a predicted model, not a curated record. Lineage: Eukaryota; Metazoa; Chordata; Lepidosauria; Squamata; Colubridae.
UUCUUCACCCUGCCUGGACUUUCGCCUGGCCGGACGCCUCGCAGCUGCCCCGCGACUUCAGUUUGAAACUUUCAGCUCAGGGCACGAAACGCAACAAUAAAAUGCUAGAAAACGCAGAAACUACGAAACCUCCGGGAAAAGCAGCCCCGCAGCAGCCGGGCCGCCAGGCGAGGGGUCGUCACCCGUCCUAAGGCCGGGCCCAGAUCCGGGGAUGUCACGGCUCUGCUCGCCUUUCCCCGGCUCCCGGCCUCUGCCGCCCGCCACGUGACUGCCGCCCGCCCCGCCCCGCCCCUGGAGCCGAACCGCCCGGCAACGGCGCUCCCGGUGAAGAGUGGCGGCUCCCGGCGCGGCGGGCUGCGGCCGAAGGAACAGCUCCCCGAGGCUCCCGGCGCAUCCUCAUUUCCCGCGGCUUCCAGCCCCUCGGGGCCGCCCCGCGGAAGAGGACGCCGGGCUAUGGAGCAGCGCGGGCGGCGGGACCCCGAGCCUGGGUCCGGUUUGUGGGCAGAGAUCACCAGGCCUUUCCCUGAUGCAGAAGUGCAUUUACCUACCCAGGUGCACCCCGGCCAGCAUCACCUGCUUCUGGCUCAGCCUAGCAGCACAGCUCAGGAGGAGGAGGGUGAGGAGGAGGUGCCCGGCGGCCUGGCCCACCUGGCCCAAACGGACAACACCUACCUGGGGAUGAGCUGCUGCCUGCGCACACCAGGCCUUCAAGCGGCCCCAGAUCCGGGCAGGGGGGCUUUCUCCUACUGGGCCAGGGGGAGCAAUGUGGCCCAUCAGCGCAAGACAGUGGACAGCCUGCUGCAGCACCAACAUUGCUUGCGCCUAGCUCGCCACUACUGCCGGCGCCUUAAAGCGGCUUCUGACUUUGUGCGCUGCUUGGUGGAAACCGAGUGUUGUUUUGUGACACCGGCCGGCAGGCAGAGCACCGAUGGGGGCCUCCUGCUGCGGGGACUCUGUCAGGAGCUGCGGGUGCACACCUCUCACUGGGGCUGCCUGCAGUGCCACCUGCGCAGGGACCCCUGGCUGAGGCCCCUACUGCUUCAGCAGCCUGAGGCUGUGAAGCGCAUGAAGCAGUCCCUCAGGCUGCUGGCCCUGCAGGCUCUCUGCCUCCUGGAGAGAUGCUUGGAGGCCCUGCUGCAGCACUUGGCCCCUGGCCCCAUCUCCCUCCUCUCAGAGGCCUUCCGGAGCCUGGAGAGCUACAACCAGGGGCUGAAUGAGUGGGGCCUGCAGAGAGCCAAGCUGGGGCCUAGAGCUCCAGGGCAACAAGGGGUGCAGGCCUUCUCUGUGGAAAGGGUGCUGGCUGUCUUGGCCGCCGAAAGAGGACGCCUGGCCGGCGAGAGACUGUCUCUGCUGCUCCCUUGGCAGCAGGCAGGGACCAGCGAUCUGAGGCCCACAGCCGCUGACACUUCUGGGGCGGGCGAGGGCCUCCCUGCACACCUGCAGGCCUUGUGCCGAGAGGAGGAGGAGACGGUCACAGCUCUGCUGCCAGAAUUGCUUGCAUCCACUGGCGGCCUGAGACAUCGCCUCCUGCACCAGCCCAAAUGGGACCAGCCCCAGGGGGGCCCCGAUGCAGCUCAGGGCCUGGCCACUACCCCACUGCCCAGCUGGAAGUCUUCUGAUUGGCUGGAUGCCUCCUUCGCCAAAGUGGCUGUGACGUUCUGCGCCGAAUACCGGCCCCUCUUCUGGAAAGCAGUGUCAACCUCCUGGGUGCGCCAGCUGGAGCUCCAAGCGCAUCGGGCUCAGUUUCAGAGGGGAGCCGGGGCUGCCCUGGGCCAGCGAGUGACUGACGCUCUGGCGGAGGCUUGCCUGCCUGUGGAGGCUGCAGAGGAACUGAAGGAUGUGGCACUUUGCCUGCUCAAGCAUGAUGCCCUGUGGCAAUGGGAUCCAGGGUUCUGCCACGCUCUGGGCACCAGCCUUGUGGACAGAUGCUUUCCCAAGCCCACGACUGUGGCCUGCAGCCAGACAGGACAGGUUUUGCAGAGCCUCUUCCUGCUCCUGGCCUUCAGCAUGAGAUGCCUGGAGAUCCAGCCUUUCCAUGGUGGCCCAGGGCAGCACCUGGUCCCUGCCAGCCUCCACCUGCACCUGCUUUCCCUUGCAGUGGCUACCUGCCAUGCCUCUUCCUACUGGACCAUGAGCAAAGCCUACCAGUACUUGGCCUCCUGGUCCCUCGGCCAGUUCCUCCUUGUGGCCCAAGGGGAUCUGCAGCUGCUGAAAACUGAAGCCAGGAAGAUGUUGGUGCUGGUGAGCAGGGCCUUCUUAGAGGACAGGUGGAAGCAGAGCCCUCUGGCCUCUCAUCGGGAGCGGGAGCUGAGCCUGCAAGUCCAUUCGGCAACCACCAGCAUCCAACUUUUUGCAAAUGACGUGCUGGAGUUGUUUUGUUUGGACUGCAGACGUGUGUCAACAGAGGUCUUCGGACAGGCCAUGCCGCUUGGCAAAUACUGGCGUCUCGCCCUCCAGGCAGAGCCACCCUCUGCUGCCAGCGAGUAUGCCCAGGCUGCAGCCCAAGCUGUCCUAGCUCCGGUCAUUCAAGGCGUCCGGUGGCUGCCCCGGGAUUCUCAGACUCUGGUCCUCAGCCAGGUCACAACGGCAUUCUUGGAAGUCUGGAUGGAGCACAUUCUGGCCCAGAAGAUCAAGUUCAGCCUCCAGGGAGCCCUGCAGCUGAAGCGGGACUUCGAUCUGGUGCGCGAAGCCCUGCAGUUGGAGGAGUACGAGCUGCCCGCAGAGGUGAAGCAGCUGAUUUUCUCCCUUCGGGUCUUCCAACAAACGGACAAUGCCAUCGCCUGCCUCCUCCAGCAGCCCAGCAAGGGCGCCUUGUCCUCACACAGCUGGGAUGCCCUGCAGAAGUGCUGCUCACGUGAUGGAAUGCGAUCCUGGCAUGGCAGCCCAGGCAGCCUGAGCAAUCUGGAACACCUGGAAGGGCUGUCCGUUCAUGCUCGAGCUGGGCCAGAGAGCUGGGCAGCUGACUUGCUGAGCCAUGCCCCAGGGGGUGGCACAAGCUCCGAGACUUACCUGAGCCUGGCCCAGCAGGAGUGGCUGGCGCUGCGGCUGCAUGGGGCCCGCCACUGGAGGAUGCCUGCCCUCUCGUGCAUGAACCACCCUUCGGAGACUUGAGCAGCAGCCUUGGAUCCGGCUGGGCCUCCAGCACCUGAUCUCUGCCUGCCCUGCAUGAAACAGCCCUCCCUCCUUCGGGACGUCUGAGUUGCUGGGCCUUCCAGCCUCCCUGGAAGUGGGGGCUG